AUUACUUUGUUAGUCAUUUUAGCAUGUAAUCGAUGCUUUUAUCAGAAUGUCUUUUUAUUCGUUAUUUACUCCUUAAUAUAAAAUUUCCAUCGUUACUUUAUAGCAAUCGUUACAUCGCAUGUAAUCAUUAUUUUUUUUAAAUAUGCCUAGUUUGUGAGCGAAAAUAACUAAAUACCUCGCUCGUCGAGAAUUAACGUGUGGGUAAGUUCACUUAAUUCACAAAGUAGGCUGAUCGAGAGGCCCCUAUUCACGGUACAAGAGAAUUUUCCUGGCUCCAUCCCAGGACCUCGAACGAAGAUUAGUUCGUUUGAAUUAGUUCGUUCACGAACGAUGUAUCCCCACCUGAACUUGUACUUUUAAAUGUAAUUUUGCUAAUUAACCCUGAUCAUGUUAAAUAUUGACGUCGAUUACAAUUACAAAUUAGAAGUAACUGUAAUCUAGCCCAAUUCGUUUUUUGCGUACUUUUCCCAACACUGUCGCACGACUGCGCUGCGGCAGAGGCUGACGGUGCUGGGCGCGGUGGUGGCGGCGACGGCUGUGGCGCUCCUGGCGGCGGGCGGCGCGGAGGGCGUCAAGUGGAGCAAGUGCCAGGUGGCCGCGCAGCUGCUGCGCAAUGGCUUCCAGCGCAAGGACCUGCCCACCUCUCUGUUAGACGACAACAUCGCCGACGACUCGAAAUGCGCCCGUCUCAUUGCAGCAAAACAAGGGCUGGAUGCCUGGGUGGCCUACAAACAGAAAUGCAAGGGAAAGAACCUCUCCCAGUACAACGUGAAGCCCUGCUAAAGAAAGUAUCAAAAUCUAAAACGUUCAUGAUUAAAGUUAUCCCUUCAAAUUAAUAAAACAGAUUUUAGUAUAAAGACCGCAAAAUAAAUAUUACAAUGUUCAAAUUAGAAGUAUUUUUAUUCUUGUGAUAAGUUAUUAUAUUCAAGUAGUCGUCAAUUUCCAUUGUAGUAGGGUUAGGUAAUUAUAAAGGCUAAAGGUAACUAUUUUAAUUGGCUUGUGGUCACAAAGUGUACAUCAAAAUGACACAGCGUUUGUAAAUACUAUGGUAAUAAAAUUUGUUCCUGUGUUUUAACGGCACUAACUGUAACUUAAUUUUACAAGACGAGAAACUAGCAGAAAACCAAAAUACCGGAACAUUCAACUAACUAGUUUAUACGUAGCUGUUACGUUGAAAGGUUGAUAUAUUGUAUGUAUGUGUUAAAAUGUCUUUCCGUGAGACAUCUAUUCAAUUGAACACUUUGAUAUCAAUAUCAAUAUUUGAUUAAAUCUAUAAUAUUUGUGGGCACUCAUUUUGGUUUUUUGCAUUUUCUCCUUUUCGUGUGCGUUGAUCUACCAAUUCAUUUACUACCUUGCGACAAAUGGCGGUGAUACGUUGGGCCACUUGCUUUUGUAAAGUGUGUUCGCAAAUGAUCAAACAAAGGAUAUGCGCCCAACACUUACGGAAGUAUGCGAAGAAUGUCUAAGACACUCAAAGAGAUCCAAUUCCAGAGAACAGAGAAGGCCGAAAAAGAAAGGAAAUGCCAAGAUAAUGUUUGUGUAAGAGAAUUAAGGACAAAGGGAAUUUCAUUCCCUCUGCAGCGAAGGAGGAAGUGAAGCAGUCAGUUGAAAGAGCUUCAUCUCCAUUUUCAUCUCCCCUCGAAACUCUCCACGGCAGACUUUGAAUUACUUUUACAUUUGCCCCCGCGUGCCCUCUGGCCGGCGCCAACGGAGUCUCGAAGUCAUAAAAAGGCUCUAAUAUUUUGUACUCAAAUGUAACACACAAUCGUAAGCUUCCUGGAUUUCUCGUCAUGUUUUAUAGUUGUCUUUUUGUAGCUUAUUAAACACAAGUUGUACAGUGGCAUUAUCAGAAGGUACAGAUUUCGGUAGAGGCAUCUAUGGUUUCAAAUAUUCAGAAUUUUCACAUUAUUAUUUUGUUAUAAUUGAAAUCCGUUGACAUUCCGCUUUGAAAACUUGCAUUAAAAAUUUGACGAAUGAAUAAUUGGUAUAAGAACUCUCAAACAAUUUUUGUAACACAAAAAUUGUACUUUUACUGGCACAUUAAAAACACUUCUUGUAUAUCAAAUACUGUUCCAGAGUUAAAAUAUAGUAAAAUUCGUCAUUGCAUGUUUCUAAUGUAAUGUAUCAAACAGCAAAAUAUAUAAUAUUUACAAUUG
This is a messenger RNA of Gryllus bimaculatus (two-spotted cricket), 2156 nucleotides long. The record is from the annotation of a GenBank genome assembly. NCBI's taxonomy places the organism in Eukaryota, Metazoa, Arthropoda, Insecta, Orthoptera, Gryllidae.